UUUACGGCUAACGGUUAAUAUUUUAGCUUUUUUACGGUUAACAGAAAUCCUACAAAUCAACUACCAUUGUUAUAAAAAUUAAAAAAGAUUCCAUUGUUUAAAAAAGUUAAAAAGUUAUUUUGAUAACUAUAAAACACAUUUAAGGUCUUUUGACCAUUCCGGGAUGGAAAAGGUAUUAUCAUAAGAAUUAUAGACAGUACACAAAAAAAGUACACAAAAAAAGUCUUGACAAGAGAUUUGAGACCUCGCUUUCAAGGCUAAAUUAUUUUUGCGGUUAAUAUUUUUUACGGCUAACGAUUAAAAUUUUCCAAUUUUUACGCCUCACGUCUAAAUGUUUUGCUUGUUUAACGUUGAAGACCCUCAUUUUAUAUUUCUUCUACUUUUUUUGCACGUACAUGAAGUGCGCCAUUUUGUGUCAAACUCUGUUGUUUGAGUUGUGCUAAUGUAUCGCCGCUAAGUAAUAACAAACACCUGUCUUAUCCGUCAACAGUAUCUUUAAUCAUCUUUUUUGUGUUCAGUCAAUUCCAUUUUUUGGAGAAAUUGAGAUAAUUCUCUGUGUAGGACGCUGUCGUUACACUUUUACACAUUUCCAGGAGCCAAACAGUUAUCUUGCGGACAGGCUGGCAAUGAAUGACAUCGUACUUUUAUUUUUGUUUAUGCUACUGUUUGGGAACAUUCGAUCUGAGAGCAUGAGUUCCUUCUUUUCCGUUUAUGAAAAUCGAGCCCUGAACACAAGAAUUACCUUUAAGAGGAGCACAAAUGUGAAAGAUGUCAUGUCGUGUGCACGGGCGUGUGGCGUUGAAUCGAACUGUAACACGGCAAACUAUAAGUCUAGAGAGAACAAAUGUGAGCUUUUUAAAGAGCAAAUAUCGCCUGAAGCGGCCAUGACGACCGCAAGAGGAUACCAUUUGAUUACAAAGGUUGCCGGCGAAAUGAUUAGAUUUCCACAAGAGGAAAAGGACCCAACACCUCCAAACCGUUUGGUCAAAUGGCUUCAUUACACGCCUCAAUGGUGUACAGGUGCAGGACGAGUCAAGAUUGGCAAAGGGAAAACAGCAGAUGAAUGUAAAGAGAUGUGUAAAGAGGGAUGUCUUGGAGUCGAAUGGUGGGAAAAGUAUAAUAGUUUCUGUUAUAAGUGUACAGAUCCAUCAAAAAAGACAAUGUAUCUCAACACUAAUGAUCUGGCUUAUCCACCUCAUGUGUUUCUCAAGAGUAAUAGCUAACUGAAUCACUAG
Orbicella faveolata is the source of this 1235-nucleotide messenger RNA. RefSeq lists its product as uncharacterized. NCBI's taxonomy places the organism in Eukaryota, Metazoa, Cnidaria, Anthozoa, Scleractinia, Merulinidae. The record is from RefSeq and is a predicted model, not a curated record.